Messenger RNA from Phyllopteryx taeniolatus (common seadragon), 2343 nucleotides. RefSeq names its product DNA polymerase III subunit epsilon-like. Lineage: Eukaryota; Metazoa; Chordata; Actinopteri; Syngnathiformes; Syngnathidae. The record is from RefSeq and is a predicted model, not a curated record. Gene Ontology annotation, molecular function: 3'-5'-DNA exonuclease activity; nucleic acid binding. Bases 212 to 778 code for a protein of 188 amino acids. Gene Ontology annotation, biological process: DNA catabolic process. The transcript is spliced from 3 exons. Gene Ontology annotation, cellular component: cytoplasm.
GAAACUAAAGGAACAGCGGAGAAAAGUCUCCCGUUGCGAGGAAAACAACAGGGCGAGCGCGGAUGUGUCGGCCAGCGAGUGGGAGGGAAAGGAAAGGGAAACCGUGCGAGUUGUCCUUUCUCGCAAAUGAAAGUUACAUUGGACGCCAGGGGGCUAUAAAAGCUGGAGCUUUGACGCUUGCUUGUCAGUCGACGCGAGACGCUUCUUCACGAUGGCUUACACCGUGGUUUUCUUUGAUUUGGAGACAACUGGAUUGGACACUGAAAAGUGUGACAUCAUCCAGAUAGCAGCCGUCUGUGGCAAGCGAGCCUUCGACGCCUACGUCGUACCCCGCUGCGCCAUCACCAAGGAGGCCAACAGGGUCACGGGCUUCUCCGUGGUGGACGGCAAUCUCUUCCGCCACGGGGUGGCCGUGCCCACCAUGCCACUCCACCAAGCUCUGACCUCCUUCAUCGAGUUUGUGGGCUAUUUCUGCGGGCCCGUGUACCUGGCGGCCCACAACGCCAACCGCUUUGAUGCCCCUGUCCUUGACAGGGUGCUGAGGGAGUUCUCCCUGCUGCAGGAGUUCCAGAGGGCCAUGUCCAACUACCUGGACACCUUCCUGCUCUCCAAGAGGAUGUUCACCAAUUUCUACAGCUACUCCUUACAGUAUCUGGCGGAGCACUUCCUGGAGAAGACCUACGACGCUCACAACGCGCUGGAGGAUGCUAAGAUCCUGCAGGAGCUCUUUAGUGUAUGGAAGCCGGGCAGGAAUGCCGUGUUCAAGUCCUUGGUCUAGAGCACUUCUCAAACCUAAAGUAAAGCCUGGAGGCCAGAUCUGGCCUGCCACAUCAUUUCUUUUUUUUAAAGCUAAUCAAGUGUCUCUGCUUAAUAUUUCCUGCUGAAUGGAUUUGUUCUUUUCACUUUGACAGAAAAUCUGUACCAUAAUCACAUUUUUUCUUGACUUUUUACAGAUAUGACAAGUAUUUUAUUUCCUCACCAAAUCCAUUCUGAACAUAAAUUGAACAAUAGUACUGAUAUUUGCUUGUCACUAUUUUCAAUGACUUCUGAUUUCAAACUCAGUUUGUUUCAAACAAAUAUUUGUAACAACUAUGAAAUGUAGGGGCAAUUGUGUAUCUGUAAUAUUAUGAUGAAGUGACAAUACAUUUAUAUGAUUUUUGCAGUCAUAAUGGCCCUCCGAGGGAAACCAUAACUACGAUGUGGCCCAUGAGCAAAAUGGGCUUAAUAUGGGCUGACCUAGAGCCCACCGCAGGCCAGAUUGGUGUAGUUCUUGCCCCCCACUCUUCAUCAUAUAAUUACAUUGUGGCUCACUAGUUUAUUUCCAGGGUUCUGUGGACCAAAUAGAGCACUGGUGUCACGCUCAAGGCCCGUGGGCCAAAUCCAGCCUUCCACAUCAUUUUUAUGCAGCCUGCAAAAUCUUAUCACAGUUUUUUUCCCUGUUCAAAACUAGCCAUAAUAAUGAUAAUGAUCAAAUGCAGGAGGAAUUAUGUGGUACGAUUGGACAAUUAUUGGGGUUCCCAUAUGGGAAACAGUUUGAUGAGCAGCUCCUUGCUAGUGUCCGUCCGCCAUCGCUAGCGAUGUGGUUUUGGCCGAAUGUCAACCUUGUUAACUCAUUUGAAAAGACUCACGCUUGUUGAUGUUUCAUUCAGACGACAUUAAAUCUGUCCGUGUCGACACAAAACACAAGCAGUUACCUGUCAUUUUCUUCCUAUGCUGUACUGAAUCUAACCCCAACUGUAAUUGAAUUGUAUUCAACUGAGUUUUGGCAUAACUGUCACAUCCCCAGCGAUUAAAUGUGGUUUCACCGUUAUAAACUCCCCCAACCACCCGACCCCGAGGGCAACCGUAACUAAGAUGUUGCCAACGCACCUUGAGCUUUUGACACCAGUGAUGUAGGGAAAAGACUGUGCUGUACAGUACACCUUCAUGUGAAUGACAGAAAACAUUUGAUAGCACUAAAACAGAUAUUUGAAAGAUUGAAUAUAUGAAAGCAAUUUUUAUACUCGUCUGUGAAAAGAUUUUAAAAAAUGUUGCUGGAACAUGCACUUUUUUCAAAGAUGAAGUCAUUUUGUACUCGUAUCAUUUUUAUUAGUCGAGGAUGCUGGUCUGAGUGUGUGUGUGCAUGUGUGUUUGCACUGAAAAACUCCAUAUGAAUUUCAACAACAUAGAAACCACUUAAUUUUGGUCCAUACCCGGGUAACGGUGCAAAUCCCGGAUUUGACCUUUCUACAAUUUGAUUUAGCAUUAUCCUCAUAAAAUGAGAUGCUUUCUUUUGUGUUUUAAUUGUGAAAUUGACUGCAAAUAUAUAUAUUUUUAUUAUAUCAUUAAAAUGCUUUUAACUGA